AUGCUGUGUUUCAACAUCUUGCUCUGGAUGCUUGGCUCAGUGACGCUCGACUGCAAGCACAUUCGCGCCGACGAGGCCUCCUUCAACUUCGAGCCCUUGGGCGGCCCGAAAGCAGUGCAUCUUCUGGAACGCAAGCCCCCUUCAAUCUCCAAUACCACAUUUACCAUCGACUUAUGCAAACCUUUGGCGAAGGACAAGAACAUCAAGUCAGAUCUACAAUGUCCGUCUGGAACCAGGGUGUGCGGGAUUGAGAAGGACUACAAUGACGAGACGCCAGACGGCUUUACAAGAAAAGUGAUUCCGAUCGCAGGCCAGUACACCCUCGGGGAUGGCCGACAUCUGGACCCCAAAUUUACUCGACUUAAGGAUAGUGCAAGCACUGGCGAUUCAAUGAAGGAAGGCGUGAGGAUAGAGCUUCAAGGUGGAAUGUAUGAGAAAGAGCCGCACAAGGCCAUCGUGACCAUGAUCUGUGACAAGGAGUGGGAGGGUAUCGAAGGAUUCGACAAGGACCCCAAGAUGAAGGGCUUUGAUGCAUACAGCGCCAUGAGCAAGCGAGAAGACGAGAAAGAUGGAGAUGAGAAAGAGGAGCCACUGCCAGAUCUGGACAAGGGCAAGGCAUUACAAUAUGUCAGCUUUAAGCUUGAAAAGGACGUGCGCGUGUUACGGCUGGACUGGAAGACAAAGUACGCUUGCGAAGGCGAAGCGGCCAAGACGCCUUCAAGCAGCAAAGGUAGCUGGGGUUUCUUCACCUGGUUCCUGAUCAUCGUCUUCCUGCUUAUCGCAGCUUACAUCAUCUUCGGCUCAUGGCUGAACUACAACCGAUAUGGCGCUCGAGGCUGGGACUUAAUACCGCAUGGCGACACAAUCCGGGACAUUCCGUAUAUCGUGAAGGACUGGACGAGCAAUGUCUCUGACCGGAUGCAUAGCGGAGGCAGUAGAGGCGGCUACAGCGCAGUGUAA
Messenger RNA from Pseudocercospora fijiensis CIRAD86, 960 nucleotides. RefSeq lists its product as uncharacterized. NCBI's taxonomy places the organism in Eukaryota, Fungi, Ascomycota, Dothideomycetes, Mycosphaerellales, Mycosphaerellaceae. The record is from RefSeq and is a predicted model, not a curated record. The coding region runs from base 1 to 960 and encodes 319 amino acids. The transcript is spliced from 2 exons.